AUGCCUUCCAAAGUGGCCUCGCCGCACUGGUUCUCCGAAACCUUCGGCUUUGCGGAGGAUCCCUAUGACAAAACCCGGGAGAAGUUCGUGUUUGCAGACGAUGUCCUGGAAAGCAAGGUCAACGGUCGGCGCUUCUUUGUCGGGCCCUGGUCCCUUCCUUCCGUCGCCGAGCUGCGUAGCCAGUGUGCAGGAGCGCCUCGAAGCUUGGGCGGUCUGACCUUCAGCAACGUCUGCGGAAACGCGCAGACGAUGCACCGGGACGCUGGCAACGAAGGGUCCGUGUUUCAGGUUGCUUCGCAGUUCAACUGCCUGGAAAUGAAUGAGCCCGGGGCGCGACCCGAGGAUGGUGUGACAAGGUACUACAGCGAUGCCACUCAGGGCCCCGCCUGCGCCAUUAGCUGCCCUGCGGGGACGGUCUUCCGAAACUACUUUGUGAAUGGAAGAGGACAGGGCCGUGGCCACCAAUUGGAUGGCUUAGCUGACAUUGCGGAGCUCGUAGGGAAUUCCAAGGAGAAGUAUUGGCGAAUGGUGAACGGCUACUGCCUACCCGUGGAUGCAAAAAGCAUUGGGCGGCUAGGCAGUCGCCUCAAAGAGGACGAGCCGCUUGCAGAGGAGCUUCGAGGCCGUUUGCGAAUCGGUGUGCACUGGGCGACUGAGGUGGCCAACAAGGAUCACCGCGUCUGCCAGGUGUUCUGCUCGGCGCUGCCUGUGGCCUAUGCAAAGAGCACACGCUCGCAGGACUGGGAGGCUUUUGCCCGCCUGGUUCUGCAAGGAACCUUUGAGGCCACUCUCGCAGCCGGCGCCGUGUUGGCCGCGGAGCGGGGCUCCCGCAUCAAGGUGUACCUCACAGCCGUGGGCGGGGGUGCCUUCGGCAAUCGCACGGCUUGGAUCGUGGAGGCCAUAGAGCGGGCGCUUCGGAUCCACGCCGACUCCCCCCUGGACGUCAUGCUGGUGCACUUCGGCACCGUCCCGCGUGGCGCCUACGCUGACCUCGCCAAGGGGCGCAAGACCGCGCCCACCGCGGCGCCCAAGUCAGCACCGAAGCCUGAUGCCACGGAUGCCACGGAUGCCGCGCCCGCAGCGUCCGCAGCGUCCGAGCCCGCCGAAGCCGCGGAGCCGGCGGAGCCGGCGGAGCCAGCGGAGCCAGCGGAGCCAGCGGAGGCUUCGGAGCUUCCGAAGGAUGCGGCACCGGCCCUGACACGCACGGAGAGUGGGGCUGUAGCGAUCUCACGCAUCUUUGCCAAGCUGGACACAAACAACGAUGGAGUCAUUCUCGAAAGCGACAUGAGCUCCGUGCUGAAGAAGCUGCUCCCAAGUCUCACAGAUGCGGACAUCAAGUCCAUGUUUGCAGCAGCCGAUUCCAACUGUGAUGGCGAGGUGCACUAUGCCGAAUUCGCAGCUUGGAUAACCAGCGAGAAUGCCUCUGAUGUUAUGGGGCAGCUGGCCAAGCCAGAUGAGCUGCCAGAGAGGUGA
Molecule: messenger RNA, 1473 nt
Organism: Symbiodinium natans
Lineage: Eukaryota; Dinophyceae; Suessiales; Symbiodiniaceae
Source: the annotation of a GenBank genome assembly